Messenger RNA from Bursaphelenchus okinawaensis, 1338 nucleotides. Lineage: Eukaryota; Metazoa; Nematoda; Chromadorea; Rhabditida; Aphelenchoididae. The record is from the annotation of a GenBank genome assembly.
AUGGGCGAGUUCUUGUUCAAUAUUGAUCAUGGCUACCUGGAGGCUUUAAUCCGUGGCUUCAAGACCGGUCUUCUGACCUCUACUGACUACGCAAACUUGGUGCAAUGUGAAACUUUGGAAGGUAAGAGUUGUUUUUUUUUUAUUUCUGUUUUUAGACUUGAAGCUUCACAUUCAGUCAACUGACUACGGAAAUUUUUUGGCCAAUGAGCCAGGAAACAUUACUGUGCAAGUUAUUGAUGAGAGACUCAAGGAGAAGUUGGUUACUGAGUUCACACAUCUCAGAAAUAAUUCACUAGAACCUUUGUCAACUUUCUUGGACUAUAUUACGUAGGUUUUUGUAAAAAUUUUUUAAUAUUUAGUUAAAAUGAGGAUUAUAAGGUAAUCAAUAUUGUUUACUCUUUCAGUUAUUCAUACAUGAUCGAUAACAUAAUUUUAUUGAUUACGGGAACGUUGCAUCAACGCCCGAUUAACGAACUUAUUUCCAAGUGUCAUCCACUGGGUUCUUUUGAACAGAUGGAGGCCAUUCAUAUUGCUUCGACUCCAGCUGAACUUUACAAUGCUGUUUUGGUCGAUACUCCAUUGGGUAAGUCUUUAAAUUUAGAUCUUAUUCUGUAUUUUUAGCCCCUUAUUUUGUUGACUGUAUAAAUGAACAAGAUCUGGAUGAGAUGAACGUGGAAAUCAUCAGAAACACCUUGUACAAAGCCUAUCUCGAAGAUUUCUUCAAGUUCUGUAAAAACCUUGGUGGUAAAACGGCCGAAGUAAUGUGCGAAAUUUUGGCUGUAAGUUUUCGUGGAAAUUUUUGUCUUUGUUAAAAAACGGAAAUACAAUGUUCAUUUUUUAGUUCGAAGCCGACAGAAGAGCCAUUAUCAUCACUAUCAACAGUUUUGACACUGAAUUGGCCAAAGACGACCGUGCCAAGUUGUACCCACGUUGCGGAAAACUUUACCCAGAAGGUUUAGCCGGCCUCGCUCGUGCUGAUGAUUACGACCAAGUCAAACAAGUCUGUGAAUAUUACUCUGACUACAAAGCUCUGUUCGAAGGCAGUGGUGUGAACCCAGGAGAAAAGACUUUGGAAGACAAAUUCUUCGAAUACGAAGUAAGGAAAACUAAUAUUUAUAUAGUUAAGUCUUUUUAAAAUAUUUUGUUUUCUAGAAAUGUAUGACGUAUGUCUUUCAGGUCAAGCUAAAUGUACAGUCGUAUCUUCACCAAUUUCACUUCGGCGUGUUCUACGCCUUCAUCAAACUAAAGGAACAAGAGAUGAGGAACAUAAUCUGGAUUGCCGAAUGCAUAGCACAACGACACAGAGCCAAGAUUGACAACUACAUCCAAAUCCUUUAA